Molecule: messenger RNA, 1317 nt
Organism: Aspergillus affinis
Lineage: Eukaryota; Fungi; Ascomycota; Eurotiomycetes; Eurotiales; Aspergillaceae
Exons: 2
Coding region: 1-1317 (438 amino acids)
Source: RefSeq, a predicted model, not a curated record
AUGGCAACACUCAACUCCCAACCUAGCGGGCCUCUACAGGCUGCUCUACUAGAGACAACUACUGCAGCUUCCACUAGGGCUACCGAGGGCCAGAAAAUAUUCAACCCGAUAGCAGCCUUUCUUGACAAACACCGGAGCCUGCCAGGCCUUGCGCCUCACCAGCGAAAUGCGCUUGACGCGCUCAGCAAGGACCUAGCCGAUAUAGCCCAUCGCCACUUCAAUGCCUAUAUCAGCGGUAUUCCUUUGACCUUGACUGCAACCUCCCCUGCCCCUGCCUUUGCCCCUGUCCCUGCCUUUGCCCCUGCCCCUGCUUCUCUUCCCCCCUCUCCCCCUCCAUCUCGCCCCCCCUCCGGACUUGCUCAGUCAACGUACGCAACAGUCACUCAAUCAACUACUGCCAAAGGCCCUACUACACCUCAGCCUAGGGCCAAGCAAAAGACCACAAGCUCUGCCCUUAACCAGCAGCCCGAUUCCCGCCUCUUUGUACGCCUUCCGCCGAACCACCUUGCCAAAAAUAUGGACGCAUACGCUAUUUACACUAGCCUCCGGUCCCAUCUAGGUGCCAAUAACAAGGUCCUCAAGGGUGUUCAGUCUAUUAAGACAGGAUUCGCUCUCCUGCCUUCAUCUCCCGAAACCCUGGCAGCUCUAGAGGCACAGAAAGAGGCUAUCUCCACCUUCUUUACUACUUGCCAGAUCGAGCGAAGCUCUCGCUGGAUCUCGUACCGGGUAACAAACAUACCAAGAAAGGUCGGCCAGCUCAAUGCAAGCCAAUACUCUAUGGUCCCUGUUAAUCCAGAGACACUAUCAGCUGAAGUAGCUGAGGCCACUAGCCUUACUCCAGUUGCAGUAACCGAAACUGCUGCAAGCGCCUCUAAUACAGAUACAAUCUCUUCAAGCUGGUUUAUCAACUUCCCUGAAGAAAGCAAAGCUAAACUACCACCCCUCAUACCUGUCCCCCAAGAUGCCUACACUGCCACGGCCCUCACCCAGCAGACUACAAUCAAUGCCUUCUGCGGCCCAGUAAACCAGGCUCUCGUUUUACAAAGGCCUAGCAGGCUGAGAUCCGUAAAACCUGUUCCGCAACCCUCACUAAAGCUCGGACUGAGAGCAAAUGUUGCUCCCGGCCUCCCGCAGGCCCUGAAGCUGGAUCCCCUGGGGCCUCGCAAGACCAGAAUAUGUCUAUUGACAGCUAUCCGACAACCUCUCCAUUCCGCCCAGUUACACCCCCACAACAAGGGCCGGGUGACUCUCCUCCAGUUACAGCGAGAGCAGUACGUUUUGCCACACCACAACUACAAAAUCAGUUUGAAGUUCUAG